AUGCUGAUUUUUUUAUUACUUUAAUAUGUGCAAAGUUAAGAAUAUAAUGUCUCAGUUGAUAAUGAAAAAAUAGUGGAUACAUUUAAUAAUUAUGGUGAUAUUUUUUAUUAGGAGAUAGAGUAUGAAGAUAAUUCAUUCAAACCUUGUCAUUUUACUAAACAACAGUUAGUUCAAAGUGCAGGAUUAAAUGUAGAUAUUGUUGAAUCUUUUAAUGAAACAUUCUUUCAAUAACAUUAUGAAGAAGGCCAUUUAAAUGCUUAAAUUGAUGAAAUUAUAGCAGCUGUGACGAUUCAAAAUGGAUCUAUUCUUUUAACUAAAUCAGGUAAAUUGUAACAUCUACUGAUUACUAAUACAAUUACUUUAGGUAAGUCUAUAAUGAUACAUAUCAAUACUUAAAAUAAAGUAAUAUUGAAAUACCUUAGUAAAAAUAAAGUAUUAUUGAUAAUUGGAGAUAAAGAAACUUUAGGUUAUUAACUUUCAAAUAAAACAGAUGUUUUUGAAGAUUCAUAAAAAUUAAAGAUAUAUGAUUCAUUCAAUAUAGAUUAAAUAUCAAGUAUAACCACAGUUAAUGAUAUGAUAUUUAUUGCAAUGGGAAAAUAAGGCAUUUAAAUGUAUUAAUUUAAAGAGAAAAACUUAUAAUCAAUUUCAUGGGUAAUUAAUGGUUAAACAAACAAUCAAUUUUAAAAUGUUGUAGAUCUAAAAGUUUUUUCAAAUAGUUAGGAUUAAAUAUAUACCAUAUAUAUUCUAGAUAAACAAUUAGGAGUUUAGUAAUAUGUUUAUAAUUCUGUAACUACUUUAAUUACAAUGAAUACAAAGUUUGGAACGAUUCCUUAGGGUGGCAAUAUUUUUGAUAUUAGAUCUUCUAUUUUAAUAAUAAUAGAAAAUCAACAUUCAUUUUCAUUUUUACAUGAAAUAUAAUUGGAUUUAUAAAAUAAUAGAUACAAAUUAUUAAAUAUUUAUAAAACUGUUAUAGAUGUGUAAGAUGUUGACAUUCUUAAUCAUUAUGUAAUUAUAUUAGGAUAGAAUGGUCAUUAAGUAUUAAAACAUUCAUUACCUAAAAGUUAUAAUAAUUAAUCUUCGAAUUCUAUAAUCAUACCAAAUUUACAAUAAUUAGAUUAAAUAGAUUAUAACAAUAAAACAAUAAUUUUUGGAUUUACAAAACAUAGAUUUUUUUCUUCGUCUAUAAGUGAAGUAUAUCUUAAUUAAAUAUUAGACACCAAGUGCUAUAUUUUGUUUUUCUAAUUAUACUGAAAGUCAUUAGACAAAGUUCAUUUACAAAUAGAAAUCAACUUAAUGUCCUAUUGAACUGAAUGUUACAACAGAAGAAUUUUGUUAGAUAGAGAAAAGAUAUACAAUAAAUUUUAUGCCACCUAAGAAGGGUUCAGGAUAUUUAUUAAUAAUAUUAAUAUAUAUUGUUGUUUUUAUAUUAGGUAUUGGAUUUAUGAUGUUGAGUUAUUUAUUAUGUAGAGAAUUUAGAAAAUAUGAAUAUUUUGUGAAAUACAAUGAAAUGGUAGAAAAUGAUUCAUCAGUUGGAUAAAGUUUAAAUUCUCCUGGUCAAGAUGAUUAAUUUUAGAAGAUUGAAAAUAAAGUAUCUUCAAUGACACCAGUAGUUUAUGAAGAGAAAGAUGAUUGA
Messenger RNA from Paramecium sonneborni, 1633 nucleotides. Lineage: Eukaryota; Ciliophora; Oligohymenophorea; Peniculida; Parameciidae. The record is from the annotation of a GenBank genome assembly.